This is a messenger RNA of Acanthoscelides obtectus, 3539 nucleotides long. NCBI's taxonomy places the organism in Eukaryota, Metazoa, Arthropoda, Insecta, Coleoptera, Chrysomelidae. The record is from the annotation of a GenBank genome assembly.
GACAAUACAAACAUAACCACAAUAAUGGAUUUAAAAAUAAAUAUUUUUUCAACUUAAAUCACUCUUUGAACAAAAAGUAUUAAUACAUUUUAUAAUGAAAAAUAGUGAAUCUGUAAUGUAGGUGAUUCAUAUAUAUAAGUGCAGAAGUCCGUUGAUCUAUUCUAGUCCUAAAAUAAUGUGAUAGAAUCGAGUUCUAAUAUUAGAAAAAUCAAUAACCUUCCUUACUUAUUAAAAUGGAUCAUAAGGGUAAAUUGGUAAAGAAGACCGGAUUUAGCAGUUUUUUACUCCCCAGUAAAAUCCCCAAUAAAGUGGGGGUAGCAGCAAUAGGUAGAAGUCAAAGUGCUCGAGACCAGAAUACAAGAUAUCUGACAUCUGUGGAGGCAAAUACAAAUAUUGCUAUCUCCAAAAGGCCAUUGAGCUUUGAGGUGAAAAAUAAAAACAUGCAUAAUGUGAAUGCUAAUGGCCAAUAUAAUUUAAAUGUUCCAAAUAAUCUAGAUAGGAAAAACAGUCUCUCUGAUAGUAAUUUAUGUGAUUCAGCAAAUGCUGAUAGUUCUUAUAAUGUAGACAAUAAAUUAGAAGAAAGGAGUACUUCACAUGAAAGUAUUUUCAAGGAAGUAUCUACUUCCUUGUAUCAUAUUCCAACAAUGAAAGCUAGACAGAGAAACUUUCUACAGGGUAAAGUAGCAGCUAAUUCUCUCCUAGGUGCAAAUGAAUUAGACAGAACAUGUCCCAAUAGGGAGCUGACCAUAUUUGUUGGUACCUGGAAUAUGAAUGGUCACUCCCCACCAAAGGAAUUGAAUGAUUUUGUUUUACCGGUCAGUAUGGAGCAUGUUCCAGAUAUUCUUUCAUUUGGUACCCAAGAAUCUACCUCAGAAAGAUAUGACUGGGAAGUGAGUUUACAAGAGACAAUCGGUCCUUCGCACAUUUUAUUCCAUUCAGCUUCACUAGGUACUCUCCACUUAGUAACUUUUAUCCGUCGUGAUUUGAUAUGGUAUGUAUCAGUACCUGAAGAUGCAAGUUUGUCGGUACGUCCAGGCAGUGCAUUUAAAACGAAAGGUGCGGUAGCUACUUCCUUCAUGGUAUUCGGAACAUCCUUUUUAUUCGUAACAGCACAUUUGACAGCUCAUCAAGAGAAGGUUAAAGAAAGAGUGUCAGAUGUCAAGAAAAUCGUCAAUAGUCUGGACCUACCAAAGAAUUUGCCUUGCAAAAAUAAAAGCAAAGGAUACUUGCACAGCAAUAAAAGGACAUUCUGAAAUGAUUAUCUAGUAAACUUUCAGUAAGAUAAGUAAAAUUUAUGUACCUUUUUAAUCGAAAUAGUCAAACUAGGCUCGUCGAGAGAAAAUCUGGGAAGCAAAAUGCCUCUACCCCAUUACAAAAAUGUAUGACAACUCUGCCGACACCUGAGCCGCUUUCUUGCCUCAUUUGUGUUACUAGGAGUAACUCGGAGCUACCCCCCACCUGUCAAUACCGUUUCAGUUCUCUAGAGUGUCAUGCACUUGAGCAACUCAUUUUUGAAAUUCCCUACCCCCUCAUGCACCAGCUUUUUAUUCGGUGUUAUAUGCUCCGUAAUAGUGGGGAGUGGGGAUAACGAAAAUGACAAUGUGUCAAGAUUGUUAGGUUACGUUUUUUCAUCUUUUUUGUUGUUACAUUAAACCGAUACCAUACAAUGGAUGAUGGUAAAAAACUGAUAAUGUAGGUUUGAGAUGCUCCCGAAUAACAAAGAUCAAAAGAGAGUGCAAGAAUGCAGGCUCAUAGUGGGCUUCAUCUAUAACUAUAUAGACACUUUGAAACUAAUUUUGAAUGUAUACACUUAAAUAUGAAUUCGACACAUUUAUACAGAAGCUUUACAAUGAAAAUGCCGACCUCUGUCUGUUGCGCCAUCAUUCUAAAAGCAUCAUCAGGCAUCAAUUGGAUAAUCUGACAGUGCUUCAGAGAAUAAAGGCAAAAUGUGUUUACAUUUCAAUGUUUGGCAGUGUGAUACCAAUUGUCAACGUCAAAGUAAAACAUAAAAAACAGCUUAUGUUUUUAUCGUCGCGUUCCCGUGCACAUUUGCUAGAGCAGUUCGGGAGCUUCACACUCCGGGUGCAUACAACUCUCAAUUCCAAAGUGCUGGAAAGCGACUCAGAUGAAAUUUAAAAAACUAUGGCACUUUUUCGUUACUAUCAUCAAACAUUGUACUCAAAUCUCGACAAAACCCAAAUGUACCUUUAGAUUUAUAGAUGGGCUAGAAAAAAUUGUAUUCUCUCCUACAAAAUCCGAAUAGUAUUGUUUUAUGUACCCGACUUCUGCCAAACGGCAGUACCAUUCACGAGACCCGAGAAUGUUCGACGAAUGAUUUUUUGUUCCUACUUAGAUAAAGAGGCAUCCGAAUGGGGAACACUGUAGUGGGACAUUGCCGCGCUACUCAAGUUGAGUGCAAAAAUGCGCGUUAUGGAUGGACUUGCCUAAGCCCGCGGCUCCGCUCGCGUGAAGUACUGUAAAAUAUAGGUCGUUCGUUUUUCGUUAGUGUGAAGGAGAUUGUUUCAGACAAAGAAAUGCUAUAUUCAAAGUAAUGCAAUAGUUACUCUGGCAAUGGAUAUUACAUUUUAGUCCAACAAUAAAUUAUUAUUAAAUGUGCAACCACAAUAAAUAGUACUUGAAAUAUCUCGCACCCUAUGUGGUAUAUCUUAACGUGUAAUGUAACAAGUGUACCUAUAGUGAUCCAUUGGAUUACUAUUCCAUGUUGUAUUAUCUGUAGCGUAAAUUUAUAGAUUUUUCGGGAGUUACUAUCAUGGCGCAAGCUAUAUUACUCCUUUGCCAAAGAUUGAAUUUGCGUAUUCCUGGCUUUUCAAAAACUACCAAGUAACAAUGAAUCACACAAAUUAUAACUUAUCUAAGCCGAUAACUAUGACUAAUCUAUUUAAACUUUAAAGCACACAACUAACCUAAUAAAAGUUUAUUUACAGAGCGUACUUAAAGUAAACCAAAUGGCAAACCAAUAAAUCAAAAUCAAUUUCGUAUUUACCGAUCAAGGCUUUUAAUGAGAAUGGACCGAACUGACAAUCAACUAAGAACAGUAUUUUAAACCUAUAAGCACACCACAAACACAUUACUACAAUAUGAACAGAACACAGCUAUCCAAAUCCAAUAACUAUUUAUUCACAAUAUUAUACUUGAAGUGAGAUUUAACAUCAAAUAAAUGUAAACAAUCCCAGGGGGCUGCACGUGUUAACGUGCUUUUUGCCAAACUUGUGUCCCCCUCGAAAACAAAAUCGACGUGUCUGAGUGUUUUUCAAAAAAAAACCUGAGCUGCCAGCAAAUGCGCCUGUUUCGUUUUCGAUGCGCCACCCUGUAUGUAAUCAAAGCUUUAUUUCAAUCAAUGGCCAAAAAGACCACCAUUCUGACGGAAGUGCGGCAUCUUUUUAAUAAAGAAAAACGUGUUUCCGCAAAAUUUGUUGUGUUAUGGCUUGAAUUUCAUGAAACGCAUUAUCUAUUCUUUCUUGUAACUGAUCAGCAGUAUUAAUUUGUUCAGCAUACAAUAGUUGUUGAUAAUCGCCCCA